Messenger RNA from Aphis gossypii (cotton aphid), 2207 nucleotides. RefSeq lists its product as uncharacterized. The transcript has 4 exons. Lineage: Eukaryota; Metazoa; Arthropoda; Insecta; Hemiptera; Aphididae. The record is from RefSeq and is a predicted model, not a curated record. The coding region runs from base 265 to 2004 and encodes 579 amino acids.
GUAAAAUACAAUCAUAAACAAUUAAAUAAUUUUAAAACACUUUUGUCACAUACAUACAUACUUUUCAUUUAGACGUCAAUUUUUAAAAAUUAUAAUUUUUAUUUGUUUUAUUUUUUUAAAUUUAGUUUUGUAGUAAUAUUAUUAAGUGGAUUUAAUGGCACUUAAGAAUUUAUUGAAUUAAUCUAGAAUAUUCAAAAUCAAACUAUAUAAUGGCUUGAAAACCACCGGCGAACACGAGGACCGACCCCUGGCUGGCCGUUCACCAUGAACGUCGUGAAAAUAUUGGCAAUCGUAGUGGUGACGUCCGUCGUCACUCUCCUGUGCAUUCGUUCGGGUCAAGCGAUGUCCAAGACCCCGGUAACUGUUUACAACAAGACCGGCGAGAAACCGGUACCCCGAGACCAAGGCAAAUUUCCGUCGGUGAGCUUGACUUCCAAAACCGUCACGCCAAAAGCGACGGAACGGCCGGUAGACGAACAGCGGAAAGAAGGGCGACCGAUUAUCGCUGUGGUAACUCCGGAGCCGAACCGAAAUGAAAGAUUAGACACCGAAAACCAAACGACGACGACAACAACAACAACAACAACAGCAACAACGACCACUGCUACCAUUUCCACCAUCACUGCUGAACCCUUGCAGUUAGCCACUAGUAGGUCUUUGAACGGAGACAAUCGUAUCCCCGUACUCGGACCUAUGGUGACCGGUAGAAAAACGUCACCGUUAGUAGUCCGAGGAAAAUUGAUAAGACAAAUAGUGCGCCCGUCCAACCACCAGAGCAGUAACGGCGCGACCAUCGUGCGCGAAAAAGACGACGAUGACGGUAACGAGACCGACAUUAUUGUCGACGCCGAUGUGUAUCACGUGAACAAUAGACAAUUAAUGAGCGGCAUUAACGAUUACUCGGCCGUCGACACGGACAUAUCGGUGGCAGAAGAAGACGGCUCGGCGGGCUAUCAAGAUUCGUACGACGCGAGCUACAACAAAGGCAACGACGGGACCGGAUGGAGCCCGUCCGGAAGUUACGGCGUUGGCGGAGGCGGCGUGUCGACCAUCGACCGGCCGCCGUACGGCUUGGCGGCGCCGUAUCCGUAUCCGGCCGGCCUGAUGAUGCCGCCGGGCUACAAGCAAGUGUCGUACAUAAGCAACCUGCCGCCGUACGGCCACCGUCCAGCCGCUGGACAGUACAACACGAACGGCAACUUCCAUCAACAGGUGCAGAUGAUCUACGACAAGAUCGACUGGCACAAGGUGGGCAUAAUGGCCCUGGUCAAGAUCGGGCUGGCCAAGCUCAAGGCGUUCGGGUUCCUCAAGAUCUUGUUCCUGCUCGUGUUCAAGCUCAAGAUGUUCCUGAUCGCCAUGUUCUUCAAGUUCCUGUUGAUCACCAAGCUGAUGAAACUGCUCAAGCUGUUCAUGAUACCACUCAUCCUGUUGACGGUGGGGCCGCUGCUCCUGUCCCUGUUCUCGGCCCCGAUGCUCGUCGGAGGCCUGUUGACCAUCCCGGCGCGCAUACUCGAUUUUCUGACCGGGCCGAUUUUCGUACCGGCGUCGUCCACCGCGGCCACCAAAGUGUUGACGGAGCCCACCGCGCUACCGGGCACGGCGGUCGGCAAAAACGGCGCCUUGUCGCCGUCUUACAAGCCCGACGACUCACCGGUAAGCGACCAUCACCGGCGGUUGGACAUGUUCGACCCAGCUCUGACCGUAUUCCGGAAGGUGUUGGACUCGGAAAAGUGCGUGGAAAGAAUUGCGUGUCGGAUGGCUGUGGUGGAAAAGGCCGGUUUACUUCCUCUUUGGAUUAAUUGGAUGCUUUAUCGAGUAUCAAAGAUAAUUCCGAAUGAAAAACUAGGAACCUAUCUCAAAGCGUAUUCCGAUGUAAGUAAUGUGAUUCAUAACAAGUCGGAUUAUCCAUCAAAUUAUUGGACAAAAUGGUGCUCAGAACAUUACGACUGCAAUAUUACUAACACUGCUAAUACGGUUACAAAUGUGAUAGACGCAGUACAAUGAUAAUACUUAUUAUUAGUAUUCGGCGUACUAUUUUCGUGUAUUUUAUUUAAUAAUUUACUUAUAACAUUAACUUCUAAAAGCUUAUUUUACACAUUGAUGUUUUGUACAUAUUUUUAUUUACAUAAAAUAUUUCCCUGCGAAAUAUAUUUAUUCCUAUUAGAUUUAAUUUGUAAUUAUAUUGUAGAAUUAUGUAUUUAAAUAAA